AUGCAGAACAACAUGCAAGCAAACAGACAGAUCAAGUCAUCUCGACAUGUUUUACAUACUGUCUUUACCAACUCACUUUUCCCCUCACCCUCCAGUGUUCAAGUCGACCAUGACAACAAAGCUGCUGGCCCUGUCCUCAACUUCUUACCCAGUCGUUCAAGUAAGCUCAAGCUCACCCUUCUCAUUGACAACACGGGAGCAUGUGCUGAUUCGUACCAGUGGCGUGCACAAGGACAGUCUGCGUUCAACAACAUCAAGCAAUCUCUAAUCUGCGGUGGGUACAAUGCUCGCCGAGAACAGACUGCUGUCGUUGAUGCACUCAAGAGGGAUCAGUUUGCUGAGAGGGUUCUCACAUUGCUUCAGCACCCAUAUUACACUGGCAAAGGCGAGCAUGCUGAGCUGCUUGACUCGCCCGGUCUGCGGUUCGUUGAUGAAGAUACCAGGAAGAAGAGGACACACAUUGUCCUUGUCAAAGUCGCAUCUGGUAGGACAACUUGGGGCGAUGCCAUCCAGAGAGUGCUUAUCAACGCGGCGGCGUCCCAGGCGAGCUUGGAUGAAGGAGUCACCCAGGGAUAG
This is a messenger RNA of Thyridium curvatum, 576 nucleotides long. RefSeq lists its product as uncharacterized. The transcript is spliced from 3 exons. The record is from RefSeq and is a predicted model, not a curated record. Lineage: Eukaryota; Fungi; Ascomycota; Sordariomycetes; Thyridiales; Thyridiaceae. The coding region runs from base 1 to 576 and encodes 191 amino acids.